This is a messenger RNA of Coprinopsis cinerea okayama7#130, 531 nucleotides long. RefSeq lists its product as hypothetical. NCBI's taxonomy places the organism in Eukaryota, Fungi, Basidiomycota, Agaricomycetes, Agaricales, Psathyrellaceae. Bases 1 to 531 code for a protein of 176 amino acids. The record is from RefSeq and is a predicted model, not a curated record. The transcript has 3 exons.
AUGGAAUCACCAGAGGAUUUGAUGAAGUAUCGUCCUCCCGGUGGUUCCAAUCCUCUCGAAUACGGAUUUGAUGAUAUGCCUCCCAUCCCCAAACCUUUCUAUCCACCCUAUCGGCGCAUCCCCCUGCAUGGAGAACCCGACUGGAUAGGGACUGACGCCGUGGUCUAUCAUGUCCUAGAGAAGCCAGUCAAGGAGGAUGAAUACCUCACUCGCGUCGGCCAGGUCAAGGUCUACGAGGAUGGCCGCACGCUGGUCUUCUAUUGGGUUAUUACCACCCCCAACAUGUAUUACAUCCCCUUUCUGCCUCAACCACCGCUCGAAGCCCGAGCCCGAAGGAAUGGGCGAUAUGGAGAACUCGACAGGACACAGCACCCCCAGUACUACGUCCAUGGUUUCGUUUGGGCGUGCUGCAUCCCAAGGAAGGUGGAAGGGUUUCCCUACCUUCGAUGGACGCCAGAACCUUCCCAUUGCCCAUGUAUCUCCAUCUACGGCGAACUGGUCGAUAUGCGAAGACUCGAGGACAGUAUCUGA